GUUUUCCAUUUAAAAAAAAACUUCUGUGAUGACUCCAAUGAAAGUUCCCACUCCACCCCAAAACUUAAGAAAUUUGAAAACCGAAGAAAGAAUAUCACAAUUGCUAUUUCGUCCUUCUCUUUCCAUAAUAUACAUCAUAGAUUCAUACAUCAUCACCAAAGAUCUACACUACGCCAUUUGAAUAUCUUUUCCCCAAGCCGAAAAAGCCCCCAAACACACCUCCCCAUCAAGAGAGAUUUUGUGCGUAGGAAAUGGCAAAGAUUUCUGAACAGAAAAUCAGCGAAGGUCAAUGAGGAUACGGAAACCCGAAUCUGAAAAUCUUUCUAUAAUCGUCUCCUUUGUGUGGGUACAAAGAGAAGCCAGCAAAACUCGAACUCACUAAUCUGAAAGUUAGUGUGAGAAAAGACUCUUUUAUAGUUGGAUAAAGUUCGUGGCUUUGAGAGAGGAAAAGAAAGAGGUUCGUCACUUUUCUUUGUUCCAUGUGUUUGCAUCUGUAUAUUUCCAAAAAUAUCAGAUUGGGUACAAUUUUAUUUUCUUUUUUUGAAUUCAAGAAGGGUUGUUUUUACUAAAGUUUGAAUCUUUUUACUUCUUUUGCUGUUGGGACAUUAUAACUUUUCAAUUUAUGGCAUAUGUUUGCCAAUGUAUUUUUGAAUUACAAAAAGGAAGAGAUCCUGCUGAAGAUAAGUUUGGGGGAUAGGGUAAGGGGGGAUGUAUGAUUAAACACUUUUUCUGAGUUAGUUGAGUUUGUGAUUGGUUAAACAAAGGAAGUUUCAAUUUUUUUUUAUGAAAUAUUUUAUUCUUUCCCAUUUAUGAUGAUUACCCUCAUCUUUGUUCUUUUUCAUUCUUGCGACUCGACUGCUAUUUUCCUGCAAUUUCUUGUUCCUUAAGUUGAAAUUUUUCAAAAAGAUUCAGUCUUUUAUUUGUUUAUUUAUUUAUGAUUCCCUUUUGUCCUGUAACACAGUUGUUCACGAGGUUGUGUCAGUGAAUAAAGAAAUUGAAAAAAGAAAAAAGAAAAGAAAUCCAAUCUAUUUGUACCACAUAAGCUCAGAGCAUUAUUUUAAGGUUGUGAUAGAUUAGCAUUUUAUUACCUCAUAACUUAUCUGCUUCGCAACUUGUGAUGAUUCUAAGUGUCUAAUUCAAACUGAACUCUCUCUCAGUCGGCCAGGACCUCUGCUAAAACCUUUACACUUCUCUCUCACGAAUUUUCUUUAAUUGCAGAUAGAAAAUGGGUAAAGCAAUAAGGUGGUUGAAGGGCUUGUUUGGCAUGAAGAAAGACCGGGAAAAGAGGUCUAGGAAGUUUUCCAACACCCCUGAUAAUGUUCAUGCGGAGGAUUCCUCUUGGUUGAGAGCAGAACAGAACAAGCACGCCAUUGCUGUGGCUGCAGCCACCGCGGCCGCCGCGGAUGCGGCGGUGGCAGCAGCUCAGGCGGCUGUUGCGGUGGUCAGACUUACCAGUCAAGGGAGAGGUGCUGUGUUCAAUUUAGGGAGGGAGAAUCAGGCUGCUCUCAAAAUCCAAUCUGUUUUCAGGGGCUACUUGGCUAAAAGGGCUCUGAGGGCUCUCAAGGGACUAGUGAAAAUACAGGCUCUGGUUAGGGGUUACCUGGUAAGGAAAAGAACAGCAGCCACUCUUCACAGUAUGCAAGCUCUCAUUAGAGCCCAAUCCGCUGCCCGUUCUCGAAGAGCCCGCCGUUCCGUGAAUGUUGACAGACUCCCGCCUGAAACACGCGCCAGGAAGUCCAUUGAGAGAUAUGAUGAGUGCAGAAGUGCCUUCCAUAGUAGGAGGCUUUCUGCUUCUUCAUAUGAUACCUCAUUCAAUGGCGGAUUGGACGAAAGCCCUAAGAUUGUGGAGAUUGACACUUUCAAGCUAAAAUCAAAGACCCGCAACGCUUGCAUGUCUGAAUGUGGGGAUGACCCCUAUUAUUACCACGCACCCUCAUGUCCAGCGCCAGGCAGAGUAUCCCUCCCUGAUUAUGACUGGAGUUUUCUAGGUGAAGACAUGGGGGCUAAGUUUCAUACUGCCCAAAACACUCCUCGGGCACCAGGCAGGCGGAACGCACCGCCCACACCGCCCAAGAGCGUGUGUGGGGACCACUUCCCGAGUUACAUGGCGAACACGCAAUCGUUUCAGGCUAAGCUGAGGUCACAUAGCGCUCCGAGGCAGAGGCCGGAAGCCGCGGUGGGACCCACAAAGAAGAGGAUGUCUCUGAAUGACAUCAUGGCAUCAAGGAGUAGCUUUACUGGUGUUAGAAUGCAAACCCCUUGUAAUGUAAGAGAAGAAUAUCACUUCUGAUGAUUAAAAGAAGCACUUCAAGUUUUAGUUUCACCUUUUACUCAUUCUCUCAAUGCAUUUAUUUUUAAUUUUAAAUUAUGUUGGAUCCCCGAAAAUGCUUUGGAAUUG
Cuscuta epithymum is the source of this 2398-nucleotide messenger RNA. The record is from the annotation of a GenBank genome assembly. Lineage: Eukaryota; Viridiplantae; Streptophyta; Magnoliopsida; Solanales; Convolvulaceae.